Molecule: messenger RNA, 873 nt
Organism: Rotaria sp. Silwood1
Lineage: Eukaryota; Metazoa; Rotifera; Eurotatoria; Philodinida; Philodinidae
Source: the annotation of a GenBank genome assembly
AUGCAUAUAGAUCAUGGACGUAUUGUAUGGCUAGCUAUGAAACGACUUUCAGAUGGAACCUAUCAACAUAAUGCUCGAUGGACUAAUGUAUUUAAUGCUAUAUUUUCCAUUUAUCCUGUAUUAACUUAUGAAUCAUUUAAUCAAGUAACAGUCAUGUUCAAACAUGUGGUUUUCACGGGAGGAUCGUACAAGCGAUCGAAUUGCUGGGGUAUUCAUCAGAAACCGAAUAGAUUAGUUGAUUAUUAUUCAUUUAAUAUAGAAGAAUAUCGACGAGCUUAUUUAGCAUUUUCAGAAUGGAUAUUGAAUAAUUUUGAAUUACAUUCCAUAUUCGAAUUGACAUCCAUUCAAAAGAAAUUACAAGAGAGUCAUAAAUCAGAGCAAGUACCUUUCUAUUAUGAACAAUGUCAAAAUCAAUCGUUUAGUAUAUCAUCAAUAGAAACAAUCUUUAGUGGAGAAUAUAUUGCUGUUAUGAAUCGAGCUGGUAUCGGUCGUCGAGAAUUAACCAAUGCUGAUGAAUUAGUCGAAGCACUAUUAAAAGCAUUUCCUGAUCAUAAAAAUCCUUAUCUACGUGUUUGGCCAAAACAAUUCAAUUUUAACGAUGAUCUUUAUGAAACAGCAUGGGCGAUUCUUUAUGAAAUCAAUCCACCUGGUUGUCGUCUAUUGUCAUUCAAUUUUCGACGUUGGGUCGAAGUAUUCAAUCUGCAACAUGCACUAUGGAGUCCUGGAGAUAUAGGUGAUAAUUGUAUACAUGAAGGAAAUACUAGGGUGAAUGUGGAUGAUGUUGUCAGUGAUGUGAUCAAUUUAGUUCAAAAUGAAAAUCGAUAUCGAAGUGGUUAUCUAUCACGAGCACUCGAUCUUAUUCGGAAAGAAUAA